Messenger RNA from Spizellomyces punctatus DAOM BR117, 530 nucleotides. RefSeq lists its product as uncharacterized. Gene Ontology annotation, biological process: fatty acid metabolic process. The transcript is spliced from 4 exons. The coding region runs from base 114 to 389 and encodes 91 amino acids. Lineage: Eukaryota; Fungi; Chytridiomycota; Chytridiomycetes; Spizellomycetales; Spizellomycetaceae. The record is from RefSeq and is a predicted model, not a curated record. Gene Ontology annotation, molecular function: long-chain fatty acyl-CoA binding.
UUUAUCCGGUUUAUCCGGCACAUCAGCCCAAUAUAAAGUCUGUGGUGGCCGCUUCAUCGUCUCGGCAUCUUCAACACAUCUCUUCAUACUCUACUGCAAUAACAAUUUAAAAAAUGGCAGACCCUGCAAGCACUGGAAACCCUGAAUUCAUCCAAGCCGCCGAGGACGUCAAGAACCUUUCCUACAAACCCAGCAACGACGAACUUCUCCGCCUCUACGCUCUCUUCAAGCAGUCUAUUGUUGGUGACAAUGAAACUACCAAGCCUGGCAUGUUUGACCUCCAAGGAAAGGCAAAGUGGGAUGCCUGGACCAAGUUGAAGGGUACGUCCAAGGAGGAGGCUCAGAAGCAGUACGUGGCGCUUGUGAAAGAGCUCCAAGGAAAGCAGUAGAGUCAGUAUAGGCUGUGUAGAAUAAGUACUGGGACGGCGUAUGUAGCGGCUACUUGCAAUUGUGCAUAUGAGUCAAAUCAAAUUGGUGGCUGUUCCACCCAAGAAACGAGUUAUCCAGCCAUCUGAAUCAUUGUCCUGUCA